Drosophila erecta is the source of this 1482-nucleotide messenger RNA. RefSeq names its product protein farnesyltransferase subunit beta (gene Fntb). The transcript is spliced from 4 exons. Gene Ontology annotation, cellular component: protein farnesyltransferase complex. The record is from RefSeq and is a predicted model, not a curated record. Bases 120 to 1379 code for a protein of 419 amino acids. Gene Ontology annotation, biological process: protein farnesylation. Gene Ontology annotation, molecular function: protein farnesyltransferase activity. Lineage: Eukaryota; Metazoa; Arthropoda; Insecta; Diptera; Drosophilidae.
AUAAGAAACAGUGUUGCAAGUCGAGUUUGCUUCACACAAAAAAAAAACUAUUCUCUUUUAAUUCCUGCUCGUCAAAUCUUUUUAGUUUAUUUAAUUUAUUUUAACCGCAUUGGAGUAAAAUGGGAACCGAGGAGGAGCUGGUGUUCCGCACCUUCCAGCGCCUGAAGAGCUACAUGUUCGACGACGAGAAGGUGUCCACCACCACAUCCCGCGAGCAGCAAAAAACGGAGGGUUCGGUGGAGAAAUGCUUUGACCGCUUCGAGCGGAUGAUGCUCACCCACCCGCGCCUCACCCAGAUCUUCCGGCUGGAGCACCAGUACUACCUGGACGCGAUGCUGAGGCGACUGCCCUCCAAUUACGAAUGCCUGGACAGCAGUCGUCCGUGGUGCGUUUACUGGAUCCUGCAGGCGGCCCAGCUACUUAGCUUUAACUUCGACGACCAGACUUUAGACCACGUGGUCCAAUUUCUAAGCAACUGCCGCUCGCCGACUGGAGGUUUCGGAGGAGGACCUGGCCAGUAUGCCCAUCUGGCGCCCACCUAUGCGGCAGUGAACAGUCUUUGCAUCAUUGGAACCGAGCAGGCGUACCGUGCCAUCGACCGACCGACUUUGGUCCAGUUUCUGUUCAGUGUGCGUGAGUCAGACGGCUCCUUCCGGCUCCACGUGGAUGGUGAGACGGAUGUGCGUGGCGCCUACUGCGCCAUCUCCUGCGCCAAGCUGCUAAAUAUUCCCGAGCCAGUCAUAAAGGAGCUGUUCGCUGGCACUGGCAAUUGGAUAGCCCAGUGUCAGACAUACGAGGGAGGAUUUGGCGGAGCCCCUGGUCUGGAGGCCCAUGGUGGCUACACCUUCUGUGGAAUUGCCAGCUUGGCGCUGCUCAACGAAGCAGAUAAAUGCGACAGACAGGCCCUGCUCAGGUGGACACUGCGCCGGCAGAUGACCUACGAAGGCGGCUUCCAGGGGAGGACCAACAAACUGGUUGAUGGCUGCUACUCAUUCUGGGUGGGCGCCACCAUUCCUAUUACACAGGCUACGCUAUCCGGCGUCGACCAGCAAAUGGAGCACACCCUGUUCGAUGUGGAGGCCCUGCAGGAGUACAUCCUGCUCUGCUGCCAAAAACAGAACGGCGGGCUUAUCGACAAACCUGGAAAACCACAGGAUCUCUACCACACAUGCUACACCCUCAGCGGCGUUUCCAUUGCCCAGCACUCGGAGUGCGCCAACAGCCCACAGGUCCUGGGUGACACCAUUAACGAGCUACUGCCCACCCACCCACUGUUUAACGUCCCACCAAAGUCCGUUGCAGCUGCCAGAAGCCACUUCAGCAAUUCCAAUGACACAGAGUUCUUGGGAAAAGACAGUCCCAGCAAGGAGGAAAGUUAGGGCUUCAGGAUAGGAAGAGGCUUCAUAAUGAGGAGCUUUUCCUGGAUGGUGGUUUACCUUUAAAGAACGAAAUUUGCUUUAAUAAAUUACUAUUUGAAAUAUA